Messenger RNA from Umbelopsis ramanniana AG, 1255 nucleotides. RefSeq lists its product as uncharacterized. Bases 269 to 1069 code for a protein of 266 amino acids. The record is from RefSeq and is a predicted model, not a curated record. The transcript has a single exon. Lineage: Eukaryota; Fungi; Mucoromycota; Umbelopsidomycetes; Umbelopsidales; Umbelopsidaceae.
GUCCUUAUAGAAUUCCAUUCGUCAUAAUCUAUCGCUAAACAAAUCCUUCGUCAAGGUUCCACGACCUAUCAAUGAACCCGGUAAAGGAAGUUAUUGGACGGUAGAUUAUCGUGCAGCAGACAAUGACCUGUCAAGGGGUAAUCAGUUUGCUAGUACGCGCGGUCGCGGCAACCGGUCAGUCAGCGAUCCAGCGCCAUCACCUUUUCGACCUACACAACAAGACUGGCCUUACGAUCCAAGCAAGCAGCAAGCAUCCUCAAACGAUGCUAUGUCUAGAUCACCUAAUGAUCCCAACACCGCGGUGGCUGUCCAACAAGCAGCGGCUCAACAAGCUGCAGCAGAAGCGGCGGCUGCAGCAGCAGCUAAUGCAGGCUACAACUAUCCCUAUUAUCCCUAUGUACCUAGUUACCCUCAACCGCGACUAGCUGCAAGAUACACGCGUGCUUCAGGCAGCCACCUUCAACAAAUGUAUUCACCUUACUCAAUGCAAUACCAACAACCAUCAUCAUCAACCACAGCAGGGGGGUCAUCCGAAGGCCAUGACAACUCUAAUACAGGAGGAAACAGUUACAGCAUGUAUGUUGAUAAUUCAAGUACGACAGCAUCUUCAUCUGGUGGUGGUCCAUCCCUUGGCUACAUCUAUCCUCCAGGCAGCGCUUCUACGGGUAGCCCUCAUCAACAACCUCAUUCUAUAUACCACCAACCUGGAACUCCAUAUUACGACAGCAAGUCAUCGGUAUCCACUACACCUUCUUCAUCAUCUCACUUGUUACCUACACCAACCGGUUCCAAUCCAGCUUGGCAACAAGACACAUACCAUCAUCACCAUAAUGAUUCCACCACUUCACCGCAUCCAUCGGCAUGGGACCGCAGAAAACCCUCUCCUGCAAGUCCAACCGCAUCUCACUUUGCAUCGGUGUUUGGAAAGAUGUCGGUCAAGAGAUCCAGUGAAUCAUCUGGUUCGGGAUCUCCUAUGGACCGGUCGCCACGCCCUUCUGUACGCAAAAUGUCAGACGAUGAUAAUGACAGCAAACCGUCGGGAGGAAAUCAGUUUGAUUGGGUCUUGUAAAUAACACACACGCAUGCAAAACAACACAAUUCAACGCAACUAAAAAAGCACCCCCACUUUGAACCACCAUGGUAUGCAUGACCUAGUGUUUCUUCUUCAUUUUUCUUUCUUUUCUGCUCGUACAUAGUGCAUUUUUUUUUCUUUCUGUUUUUACAUGUCUCCUGCUGACCCUGGGAGUCGCCUCCG